GGGUAGCCGUGAUACCGUCUGGUAAAAACUUUCAGGGUGUUCUGUCCAUCCCGACGUCGACCUCAACUAUAUCGAUAACGCUGUCCUUGUCACUUACCUCGCUACUUCAACAUCAUUGCCCAACCUGGCUGUAUUCAUCACUCAGCUUCGCUCUUGCUCUGAAACAGACUACGCUUUAUUCCACCAACCACCAUGAGGAGCUGCUUGAAGCUGACACCGCCCGUGACCCCUAUGGUCAGUGCGGCGGGCACACCUAACGAAUCGAGGAGCGGGUCGCCUGGACCAGAUACUAGACCAUCGAUACGCAAAGCGGUAUCUUUCUGCUCGGAAGACGAGGGUCUGGAAGAGGUGUUCGAGGCGGACGACUGGGAUCGAUCUCCUAUCCCAAUGACCCCGCGUUUAUCCUACCAAGACAUUCUCGAGCUCAAGCAAUUGCAGCUAAAUCUCCCUAGGGCACCUCCCAGUCCAAACUAUCGUCAACCAUUCACAACCUCAGCACCGCGAUCUACAUAUACAUCCUCGAGUCCAUCGACAUCUAUUCAACCUUUCCCCAUUUCACGAUUUGCAACUGCACGUUCUCUGACACCUUCAAAGUGGAAGAACCGUGACGAUUCGCGAAUGAACGUAGAUCCUGAAAUCCUACCUUACCUAGAGGCAGUGCCUAUACAGUUGCUUCCUCUACUGGACUCGCCGGCUUCACCGGAGUCAGAGACACCACAUAACGAAUGCGCUUCAUCUUCAUCUCAAGCUACACCAUCAUACCCUACACCUAUAGCACAAAGUCCACCUCAAUGCUCUAGUCCACCUGCCAUUCUUCCCCCGAUAUCUAUCCAAUCACCUUCCCCAAAGUCGCCAGACAUUUCUUCACCGUCUGUAGACUCCCCCGCGACCACGCCAACAUCCUCACCUAGACGCACGGCUAAUUUCACAUUCGUCCCCCUCUUGCCCGUACAAGAGCAAUCAAUACCUGCUCCGCAGCCAGCUGUGCAGAAGCCCCCGGAACCGAAGAGAAGGUUCAAUAUGACUUUCGUUCCCCUCAUGCCCCUCCCACAACCUUUGUCACCUUCCGCGUCCACCUCAUCUUUGGUGCCUCCGGAAGAACCUGAGAAGCAGCCCGAUAUGGGCGAAGCUGCAAAUGAAGCGACUCCUGAGUCGUAUCCUGACACUCAGCUUGAAGGUCAAGUGGAACCAGACAUUUCAUAUUCGAGCUCUUUUUUUCGCGCUCCCUCUCCAACAUCGACUCCAGCUCUCUCGUCCGCUAGUGAUACGGAUACUGAGAGCGAGGCGCCAAGUACGAGCGACCCACCGUCCCCUUCUGAACCCGGGAUUACCGAUAUGGCCUCCUCGUCGUACUUUCACUCCACUUUACCGUCCGAAGAGAAUUCAGAUCACGAGCCGGUAAACCCAUACUUUCCCAUAGUUGAAUCGGAAAGUCCAAGGCGCUCAUGCCUGCCCACGAAUCCAAAUAUUGGAGCCUUGCGUACGACGGCGCGACCAGGACAAACGCCACCGCUCUCGAUGACUCAGUCUUCGUGUGACAGUGGUAGUGUACCAACUCCGUCGGUAACAAAUCCCCCAGAUGUCACGUUAUCUACUUUGGUGAAUAAAGUGACCCUUCAGGCGAUUCCGAGUCCCUGUUUAGCCCCUCCAUCCCCAUUCUCACUUUACCCACCAUCGGAUACUAUGAGCGUGAUUGAAGAGCAGCGGUUCACUCGUACGACUAUGUCGAAUGGGCAAUAUGGGCAGAGUCGGACUGUGAUGUCGAAGAGAGCGUUCACGGCGUGUCGGACUAGGUCGGCUUUGUCUUUGUCUUCGAUACCUAUCCCACCAUCGUUGGACUUGAGUUUGGAGGUUGAGUUGGAGCCAAGUUUUAGCAGAAGGAAGGGCGUUGAUGAUGGGGUUUUGAGUUGAUGUUUGUGAGGCGGGUGACUUAUACAUUCCAUGUUAUUGUUCGUCUCUUUCAUACAUUUUAUUCUUACAUCACAUGGUUUAUUCAUUUACGCGUAUUCUCCUACAUUUUUUCCUCUUUAUAUCAUAACUGACCAUGGCCUCCUUCAGUUCCCUUGCAUGUCUUUCGCAUCUGUAGAUGUCUUCCCAUCAUCGUAGACAGCAGCACAUUUAUCUCACGAUCAUAACGUUGGACCUAUAGUACACAUUACAAUACAAUAGGAUGCAUUCCUCUUGCUCUAUCUCUUGCUUUAAAUGCUUGGCAUGGUGUUGCUCGUUCGUUGUGCUUUUGUUUAGCGUUUCGCUAAUAGCUAACAUCUUAGCAUGAGUACAUUAUAUAUAUGCGUACUUGUUCUUGUAUCAUUACUAUGACCAGUGGUGGUGUCGAGCUAGCCUCUCUUCAGGCGUACCGGUC
Messenger RNA from Somion occarium, 2362 nucleotides. NCBI's taxonomy places the organism in Eukaryota, Fungi, Basidiomycota, Agaricomycetes, Polyporales, Cerrenaceae. The record is from the annotation of a GenBank genome assembly.